AUGGAGACCAGCUGCGUGAAGCAUCGCACCUCAUGCGACCUGACCUGCUCGUCUCGCCCAAAAAAAAAGUCUUCCCUACUUUUCCCCCGGUUUUUCGUCGAGAGAUACGCGCCGCCGCCCGUCUUUCCACUCCCGCCCCGUCUCGUGGCUCUUUUCUCGCUGGGCGUGCUUAUGCUCUACAGCAGCGAUUCCGGCAUCGAGCCCGAGAUGAGCGAUGCCCUUGACAGCCUCGCCCGCCUCCUUCGACUCGGCGGCGGAACCUCCUCCGUCAGCUCCCAUCACCAUAUCCGCACACAUCUGCGCCCCUUCGAACGCGACGACGCCCAGAGUCGCGCCGAGCGCCAUCGGACCCAGCACGUCGCCGCACUUGGUCUCGAUCGUCAGGCCGCGGUCGAUAGCGUGCUUCUCGAGGAUCUUUCUUUUCCUCCGCGCGUUGUGGAUGCGGGCCGCGUCGUACGGGAUCAUGAGCCAGGUCAGGCCGGCUGUUGCCGCGCCCGCGGCGGUACGAAGUGCUGCUCCCGUCGAGCUGCUCGCUAUUUGUCGUACGUAAUGUUCCCUCCGGGCUAUGAGGGCGUUGUCGUCCAUCUGUCGGCAUUUGAGGUCGUAUGCCUCGGCGUCAAAAGGCAUGUUAUAAAGAAACAGGAAUUCCGAAAACAGGAUUUAGAGAAUAAUAGGAGCAGGAUGUAA
Molecule: messenger RNA, 687 nt
Organism: Colletotrichum truncatum
Lineage: Eukaryota; Fungi; Ascomycota; Sordariomycetes; Glomerellales; Glomerellaceae
Source: RefSeq, a predicted model, not a curated record